AUUUCCUUGCUGCCUACAUUUUUAUUAAAUAUUCUGUUUAUGUAUUUACGGAAUACAUAGAGUUGCUGUUAGCACAAAGGUAACGUUAGCCGUGACGUACUACUGAGCCAAGAGCGACUACGCAAACGUGUUGUUUAUAUGGCUUUGACUGUGAAGAUGUUGUCCGGAGAUGACCAGUUGUGUCUGAACAUCAGCAGCGGUUUGCCCUCAUCGCGGUCUUACAGGAAGAAGCCCCAGAAUUCACAGCAGCGAUGGGUCAAAAAGAAGAAGAAGCAGCAGGCGGAGAAGAGGAAGUCCAGCUCCACUCCCUCAGAGGAGAAAGGACACACUUUGAAACAGAGGAGGCUGCAGCAAACAGACACAGCAGAGAAAGAGGCGGAGGAGGAGACAGCGACUCCCCCUUCUCCUCCUCCUUCACCUCCUCCUCCUCCUCCUGCCAAAGCUUCACCUCUGAAACCGGUGGAGAAGACGACGCCACGGAAGACGAUAAAAAAGACAAAGGAAAAGGAGAAAAUGGAGAAGAGUCACACCAAGGAGUCAGGGAGGAGCAGCAUUAAGACCUCCUCUCUGUUCAAACACAACCCAGACAUACCUGAGCUCCAGAGACCUGCCGUUUCACAGGUGAAAGAAAAGAUUUUCACCACUGAGUUGUUUUCUGACCUGGACCUUCACCCACACCUGGUGGCGACGUUGAGCAAAGUCCUGAAUGUUGAUAAACUGACAAGCGUUCAGAAACAGACGAUUCCAGCGCUGCUGUCGGGACGAGACGCAGUGGUUCGAUCUCAGACCGGGUCAGGAAAAACCCUGUCGUACGCCGUCCCACUGGUCCAGAACCUUCAAGCGGUGGAGCCAAAGGUCAGCAGGUCAGACGGUCCACUGGCCGUCAUCAUCGUCCCCACCAGAGAGCUCGCCCUGCAGACUUUUCAAACCCUCCAGAAGCUUCUGAAGCCAUUCACCUGGAUUGUCCCAGGUGUUCUAAUGGGGGGAGAGAAGAGGAAAUCUGAAAAGGCCAGGCUACGAAAAGGUAUCAACAUCCUGGUCUCCACGCCGGGCCGUCUGGUGGACCAUAUCAAAAACACCCUGAGCAUCGCCUUCAGCGCUGUUCGCUGGCUGAUCCUGGACGAGGCCGACAGGAUUUUGGAUCUGGGUUUUGAGAAGGAUCUGAGCGUCAUAUUGAACAGUCUGAACAAGACCGGGCCGAGCAGACAGAACGUCCUGCUGUCGGCCACCAUGACGCAAGGUGUGACUCGACUGGCUGACGUCUGUCUGAACGACCCCGUCAGCAUCCACGUGUCUGGUUCCUCUAACCCCGACUCCGUCCCCGCCGCGACCUCUGACCCCGGCUCGGCCGCUCCGUCGGAGAGCUUCACGGUACCGGAGGCUCUGAGGCAGUUUGUGGUGGUGGUUCCCAGCAAGAUCCGCCUGGUGUGUCUGGCUGCGUUCAUCCGGGACAAGUGUCAGUUCUCUCAGAACAACAAAGUCAUCAUCUUCAUCUCCAGCUGCGAGGCCGUGGAGUUCCUCCACUCUCUCUUCACCUCUGUCCUUGCCGCAGACUCCGCCCAGCAGAAGUCUAAGACCACUUUCCUUCGUCUGCACGGAAACAUGAAGCAGGAGGAACGCUCCGAGGUCUUCCAGCAGUUCUCAGUCUCUCAGUCUGGAGUCCUGCUGUGUACGGACGUUGCAGCCAGAGGUCUGGACCUCCCUCAGGUCACCUGGAUUGUCCAGUACACCCCUCCCACGACAGCAGCGGAGUACGUUCACCGCGUCGGUCGUACGGCUCGCAUCGGAGAAAAAGGAAACAGCCUCCUCUUCUUGACCCCGGCCGAAACCGCCUUCAUCACUGAGCUGGCCAAUCACAACAUCAGCCUAUCGGAGAUGAAGCUGCUCAGCAUCCUGUCCAGUCUGAUGUUGGAUGACGCCUACAAGGGGCGGGGCAAGUACCACAGUAAGACGUCGACCAAAGCUCUGGAGCAGGAGACCAGGGAACGGGCCACAGUCCUGCAGACGCACUUCGAGAACUUUGUCCACACGGACGCUCAGUCGGUGCAGAGCGCCAAGAAAGCUCUCCAGUCCUUCCUGCGAGCCUACACCACCUACCCUGCUCACCUCAAACACAUCUUCCACAUCCGCUCCCUCCACCUUGGCCAUGCUGCCAAGAGCUUCGGCCUCAGGGACGCUCCCCAGGGUCUGAGCGCCGCCUCCGGUCGGGCGAGCCGCGGCGACAGAAAGGAGCAGAACAAGAACCAGAACCAGAACAGGAAGACGGGCGGUGGAGAGAAGAGGUUCUGUCCCAGGCAGAGGGAGGUCAGUCUGAUCUGCUCAGAGUUCUCCAGCGGGUUGGACAACGAAGACGCCAAGAAGAAAAGGAAGAAGAAGAUGAAGGUGGAGGAGUUCGAUCAGAUGUCAUGAGAAAACGAGGAAAAAUUGGGAGUAUCGGGAAACAUUCGUCCGUGUACUGAACCGAACUGAUGACAGAGUUCAUGUUAGACGGUCAUUUCUCUCAAGAUUGGCCUAAACGAGGCUAAAGGAUGUUUUUGACCAAGUCGUGGCCAAAAUAUUUGCUGUUUUAUAAGAAGAAUAUUGUUUUUCUUAAACAGAUGUAUAAAAUGACUUAAGGUGUUUGAAGACAAACACUGUUUAAAAUAAAUCAUUCAGUCCAAACGGGCUGUGUCUUAGUGUUUUUUCACUUGGUAAACGACAUUAUUUUGAACGGAAAAUAAAGAAAACUAA
Messenger RNA from Cynoglossus semilaevis (tongue sole), 2730 nucleotides. It is a transcript of the gene ddx31, whose product is annotated as DEAD (Asp-Glu-Ala-Asp) box polypeptide 31. Lineage: Eukaryota; Metazoa; Chordata; Actinopteri; Pleuronectiformes; Cynoglossidae. The record is from RefSeq and is a predicted model, not a curated record. Gene Ontology annotation, molecular function: nucleic acid binding; ATP binding. The coding region runs from base 139 to 2409 and encodes 756 amino acids. The transcript is spliced from 21 exons.